Hypanus sabinus (Atlantic stingray) is the source of this 11850-nucleotide messenger RNA. RefSeq lists its product as uncharacterized. The record is from RefSeq and is a predicted model, not a curated record. NCBI's taxonomy places the organism in Eukaryota, Metazoa, Chordata, Chondrichthyes, Myliobatiformes, Dasyatidae. Bases 4354 to 5745 code for a protein of 463 amino acids. The transcript is spliced from 2 exons.
ACAGUCAGUUGGAUAUCCAGUAUAUCACUAAUAAAGUGACUAUUGAGUCCUUGCAUUAGUUGUAUGAAAAAUCCUGUUGGUACCACUCCAAAUCCAUCCGGGGUAGGUCAAAUAUUGCUUGCUUCACAAUAAUUGUACUUCCAGUGACUAAGUAAUUCCUAUUUAUUUAAGCGUGCAAUUCAGGGAUGGCUCCUAGGCUGUAGUGCAGGCGUCCAUGAUUUUGCAUUGAAGUGAUGGUCUUCUGUUUGAAGGCAAGCACGUGUUCCAUUCCUUUUCUUAUAAUCCAGCCCUCCCGUCAACUCUGAAUAACCUUCCAUGGAUGUGUUGUCUGAUGUGUUGAAUAUCUCCAGUAUUUUGUUUCUGUUUUGGAUUUCCAGCAUCUGCAGUUUUAUUUUGUUGUUGCUUUCCAAGAAUCACCAUAUCCUUAAUUUUCAGGCCAAGCUGGUGUGCCGGCCUUCCAGUAAGAACACGACCUUCUUGUCUAGUUUUCACCCUUGGUUAGCAGUGAUUUACCUCCAAAAUUUCAUCCAUUCAUUUCAAAAGAAACUGGAUUUUGGAGACUGAGAACAACUCACCUCAGCACUUUAGAGCAUUAUGUAUGUGCUUCUCGGUACCUAUCCACUGGCGAUUACACUUAUAGGCCUCAAGGCUUGAAGGCCACAGACCUAACAUUGAUAAAUGGGAUUAGUACUUGGGCAUGGUAAACGGUAAAAGUAAAUCAAUAAUCAGACACAAUAUACUACCUUGAGAUUCAUUUUGUUGCAUGAAUUUUCAGGAAAAUAAAGAAAUACAAUAGAAUGUUGUUCUGUUGUGUCCACUGUUGAGCACAUCAACACAGAGCAUUGUUGCAGGAAAGCAGCAUCCAUCAUCAAAGGCCCACACCACCCAGGUCAUGCCCUCUUCUCGCUGCUGCCAUAAGGAAGAAGAUCCAGGAGCCUCAAGAUCCACAACAUCAGGUUCAGGAACAGUUAUUACCCAGCAGGUUUUUGAACCAGGAGGGGAUAACUUCACUUGUCCCAUCACUGAACUGUUCCCACAACCAAUGGACUCAUUUUAAAGGACUCUUCACCUCAUGUUCUCGAUAUUUAUUUAUUUAUUAUUAUUAUUUUUGUUUUCUCUUUUGUAUUUGUAGAGUUUGUUGUCUUUUGCAUGUUGGUUGUUUGUCUGUCCUGUUGGGUGCAGUCUUUUAUUCAUUCUAUUGUGUUUCUUGGAUUUACUGUGAAUGCCCACACAAAAACGAAUCUCAGGGUGUGUAUGGUGACAUAUAUGUACUUUAAUAAUAAAUUUACUUUGAACUUUAAAUUUAUGAAUGACAACUAUACAAAGAGUGACAAAAAACUAAUGUGUAAAAGAAGGCAGAUUGUGCAAAUAAAUAAAUGUGUGUGUGUGUGUGUAUAUAUAUUAUAUAUAUAUAUAUAGAUAUAGAUAAAUAAUAUAGAGAAUAUGAGCUUGAAUGAAUUGGAUGUGGAAUCUGUUCAGAGUUGAAGUGAAUGAAGUUGUCCAUGCUGCUUCAGGAGUCUGAUGGUUGAGGGGUAAUAACUGUUUCUGAACCUGGUGGUGUGGGCCUAAGGUUCCUGUACUUUCUUCCUGAUGGCAGCAUUGAGAAAUGAUAGCCUGGAUGGUGGGGGUCCUUGCUGAUGAAUGAUGCUUUCUCUGAGGCAGCGCUCCUUGUAAAUGUGCUCACUGGUGGGGAGAGCUUUACCUCUGAUGGACUGGGCUGCAUUCACCUCUUUUUGUAGAUGUUUCUAUUCUUGGUGAGCUUGGUGGAACUGCUUAUAUGUUGUAGGACCCUGUAAUAAAAUUUCCACUUACACCAUCCUGUACUAUUCUAUUUUCCUUUACGCUUCCAAUGUAAAGAAACCUGAGGUCUGAUCUAUUUUUUGCUGGACUUGCAUAAUUAUUUUGUAAAUCCAUUCAAAAUUCUUCCAGGGAAUAAAGCUGAGAACCUCUACCUCCAGCUGCCCAUGUCCCAAGAUAUUAGCAACGUGGAGGAGUAGCAAGUUAGCCAAGCAGCAUGGGUUGCUGCAAUUUAUUGUUUCAAAAAGCUGUUCGCCUUGACCUUGCAGCGGAUGAGUUGGAACGCUUCAAUUCGUAAAUCAACCCUCUUGACAGGUGUGAGACUCCCAUGGAAAUCCUGACAACAGACCGUCAGCGCAGGUAUGGCUGCAGAUCAGAGUCAGCUGUGCGAUCGAUGAGGGAACAGUGAGGAAUAAGCACCAGGGCGGGGGUGUGGGAGGAAACAAUUGGGGAUGGUCAAUGGCCGUGAAGGAAGAAGUGAGAACAGCAGGAUUGUGAUUCAUAAAGAGAGAGGACAGAGGAAAGAUAACGGCAGUGAGGCAUUGGGAGGGAGGUCAGGAAAGGAGUCUGUACUGCAGCACAGUUGGAGUUCAUGCUAUCUCCUUGCAAGCCUAAAAUGUAACAAUUUUUAUUGUAUGACAGCUUCCUUCCUGUAUUUGUUAACUCAUUUAUACCUGAAGAAACAUCAAGAUCAUCUGUUUUAUUUUUCAGUAGAGUUGAUGGAGAAUGUGUAAAAAAAAAAUCAAUUCACAAAGGGGAAAAUGUAUAUCCAGGAAAGAUUAAACUUUGAGAUGCCUUCAGGGUUAUCCUACAUGUUAGACCGGAUCGCACGUAGAGGUUGGACAAAAGCAGCAAUGAGUGCAAGCAAAAGGGCAAAGUGGGCAUGGGCAAGUAGCCAGGAGGGCAGAGGAGUAAGGCAUUAUCAGCUUGGCGAUGAGGGAAAGAGCGCAGAAAGAAAAAAGUACCAUGAGGUGAAAAGGAGUGAAAACGGAGGCAUUCUUUAACGUAAGUCUGGAGCUUGAAUCUUCGUGAAUAGAGUUGAAUUGAAUUGACUUUAUUACUUGCAACCUUCAUACACAAGAAGUAAAAAUCUUAACGUUACGUCUCCGUCUAAAUGUGAAGUGUGCAAUUUAUAGUAAUUUGUAAUAAAUAGUAUGUACAACAGGACAGUCAAUAUAACAUAGAAAUACAGUUGUAUCGGCGUGAAUUAAUUGGUCUGAUGGCCUGGUGGAAGAAGCUGUCCCUGAGCCUGUUGGUCCUGGCUUUUAUGCUGCAGUACCAUUUCCCAGAUAGUAGCAGCUGGAAUAGAUUGUGAUUGGAGUGACUUGGGUCCCCAGUGAUCCUUCAGGCCCUUUUUUAGACAUCUGUCUUUGUAAAUGUCCUGAAUCAUGGGAAGUUCAUAUCUACAGAUGCACUGGGCUGUCCACACCACUCUCUGCAGGGUCCUGCGAUUGAGGGAGGUACAGUUCCCAUACCAGGCAGUGAUGCUGCCAGGCAGGAUCCUCUCAAUUGUGCCCCUGUAAAAAGUUCUUAGUAUUUGGGGGCCCAUACCAAACUUUUUCAACCAUCUGAGGUGAAAGAGACGCUGUUGUGCCUUUUUCACCACACAGCUGGUGUGUACAAGCCACGUGAAAUCCUCGGUGAUGUGGAUGCUGAGGAACUUAAAGCUGUUCACCCUCUCAACCCCAGAUCCACUGAUGUCAGUAGGGAUUAGCCCGUCUCCAUUCCUCCUGUAAUCCACAGCCAGCUCCUUUGUUUUUGCGACUUUGAGGGAGAAGUUGUUUUCCUGACACCACUGUCAGGGUGAUGAUUUCUUCUCUGUAGAACACAAGACAGCACAACAGAUCCCUUCAGCCUACAAUAUUGUGUUAACCUCUUAACCUACUCUGUUCAAUCUAACCCUUCUCUCCUACAUAAACCUUCAUUUUCCUACCAACCAUGUGCUACCUAAGAGUUUUUUGAAUGCCCCUAAUGUACCUGUCACUACCACCCCCACAGCAAUGCAGUCCAUGUACUUACCAAUCUCUGUAAAGAAACUAGCUCUAAUAUUCCACCUUAUACUCUUCUCCAAUCACCUUAAAAUUAGCCAUUUGUACUCUGGGAAAGUGUCUCUUGCUAUCCACUCAAUCUAUACCCUUUAUCAUCUUGUACACCUCUGUCACUUUGAGUUUUGUGUGAAGGGAUGGGGAUGAUCUUGGGCAGGACACUAGUGGUGUGACAGAAAACCAAGUAGAGCAGGCAUCAUUAGGGUUGGCCAAAAAGGAACUGGGUAGGUAAGUGGCACAGCGAGAAAUCAUAGGGUAGGUGGGACCAGAUUUCAUGGGGCGUAGUGAGCAUAUCGCUUGGAGUAACCUAAUCCUGGAGAUGCAAGACAAUCCUAUUGCAGUAAUGUGCCAAAUUUGUCUGUGGGACAGCAGGUGGCGAGUAGGGGUUCCUGGUAGUGAAUGGUUAAUGGUUAACUACCAAUGAUGAUUGGUAGUUUCUGGUGAUCAGGAUCUUAUGGUCUGACAGUAGUUCAAGGCUCUGUGUGAUAAAUAGCCAAGUGUGUGGUGAGUGAUGAUAGUCAAUGUGUUAUGGUGUUUGAUAGGUGAUGCUGGAGGGAUGGAUGAUGAUGGUCAGAUGGGUGAUGGUGGUCAGAUGGAUGAUGAUCAGAUGGGUGAUGGUGGUCAUAUGGAUGAUGAUCAGAUGGGUGAUGGUGGUCAGAUGGGUGAUGGUGGUCAAAUGGGUGAUGGUGGUCAUAUGGAUGAUGAUCAGAUGGGUGAUGGUGGUCAUAUGGAUGAUGAUCAGAUGGAUGAUGAUGGUCAGAUGGGUGAUGGUGGUCAAAUGGGUGAUGGUGGUCAGAUGGGUGAUGGUGGUCAUAUGGAUGAUGAUCAGAUGGGUGAUGGUGGUCAUAUGGAUGAUGAUCAGAUGGGUGAUGGUGGUCAGAUGGGUGAUGGUGGUCAGAUGGGUGAUGGUGGUCAGAUGGGUGAUGGUGGUCAGAUGGGUGAUGAUGGUCAAAUGGGUGAUUGUGGUCAGAUGGGUGAUGGUGGUCAGAUGGGUGAUGGUGGUCAUAUGGGUGAUGGUGGUCAGAUGGGUGAUGGUGGUCAGAUGGGUGAUGGUGGUCAGAUGGGUGAUGGUGGUCAGAUGGAUGAUGAUCAGAUGGAUGAUGAUGGUCAGAUGGAUGAUGAUGGUCAGAUGGGUGAUGGUGGUCAGAUGGGUGAUGAUGAUCAGAUGGGUGAUGGUGGUCAGAUGGGUGAUGAUGAUCAGAUGGGUGAUGGUGGUCAGAUGGGUGAUGGUGGUCAAAUGGGUGAUGGUGGUCAGAUGGGUGAUGGUGGUCAGAUGGGUGAUGAUCAGAUGGGUGAUGAUGAUCAGAUGGGUGAUGGUGGUCAGAUGGAUGAUGAUCAGAUGGAUGAUGAUGGUCAGAUGGAUGAUGAUGGUCAGAUGGGUGAUGGUGGUCAGAUGGGUGAUGGUGGUCAGAUGGGUGAUGGUGGUCAGAUGGGUGAUGAUGGUCAAAUGGGUGAUUGUGGUCAGAUGGGUGAUGGUGGUCAGAUGGGUGAUGGUGGUCAUAUGGGUGAUGGUGGUCAGAUGGGUGAUGGUGGUCAGAUGGGUGAUGGUGGUCAGAUGGGUGAUGGUGGUCAGAUGGAUGAUGAUCAGAUGGAUGAUGAUGGUCAGAUGGAUGAUGAUGGUCAGAUGGGUGAUGGUGGUCAGAUGGGUGAUGAUGAUCAGAUGGGUGAUGGUGGUCAGAUGGGUGAUGAUGAUCAGAUGGGUGAUGGUGGUCAGAUGGGUGAUGGUGGUCAAAUGGGUGAUGGUGGUCAGAUGGGUGAUGGUGGUCAGAUGGGUGAUGAUCAGAUGGGUGAUGAUGAUCAGAUGGGUGAUGGUGGUCAAAUGGAUGAUGAUCAGAUGGAUGAUGGUGAUGUGAUGAGUGACAGCUCUGAUGUGACAAAAACUUGUUUACUUUUGGAAGCUUGAUUCAGUUCUGCAUCUCUUUUUGAAUUUUAGUUUAAGUGCCAUCUUUGUGUUUUAAAAUACCAUGAUCAUUGGCCUUCGCCAAUUGGUAUUAAUUCAUUACAGUUGGCCCUCCUUAUCCGCGGGGGAUUGGUUCCGGGACCCCCCGUGGAUACCAAAAUUUGCGGAUGCUCAAUUCCCUUAUUUAACCUGGCUCAGUGCGGUGGUCUUUAGGACCCAGUGAAACCCUGGACUUUAUUUAACCUGUCUCCGUGCGGUGGACAUUAGGACCUGGCGGCGCAGCUCUGAAUCCGCAGUGUUUCUGUUCAUGAAAAUAAUCAUGAUUGCAAUUGAAAAUAAGUUGGAAGUAAUAACAUGAUCAGAAAGAGGUGAAGCGCCAUCGGUCAUUGGAAAAGUGUUAGGCUACUGUCGGUCAAAGAUCGGAACAAUUUUAAUGGAGCAUUUGAAAGGCCCUGCCCUGAUGAAAGCUACAAUUAUUACUAAGCAACGCAGUGGUUUAAUUAUUGAAAUACAUAACAUUUCUUAAGUAUUUUAUAUGCAUAGAAAGGUAAAAUAUGUGCUAUAUACAAGAAAAACGCUUGACUAACUGACGCUAAAUAAUACCGGAUGUACCUGUUCUGACUUCAAAUCCGACUUAAAGGCGGACUUAGGAAUGGAACUCAUUCAUAACCCGGGGACUGCCUGUACUUUUAAGUCAUUUCUAGAUUACUUAUAAUACCUAAUACAAUGUAAAUGCUAUGUAAGUAGUUGUUAUACUGUAUUGUUUAGGGAAUAAUGACAUGAAAAAUUAGUCUGUAUAUGCUCAAGCAACGAGUGCUGGAGAGAGAACUUCCGGGCUUUCCCGAUCCGUGGUAGGUUAAGGAGGGCCGACUGUAUUGUCCACAAGACCCAAGAUACAAUGAAAAACUUGUCUUGCAUACUGUUUCAAGUUUAUUUUUCCAAGAGAUAUUAAGCAGACAAGGAAGUCAUAGUCAUAGUCUUACGGUAUGGAAACCGUCUCUUUGUCCCAACUUUCUCAUGCCUUCCAUAGUGCCCUCCACAGGUUCCAUUUGCCCCAUAUCCCUCUAAAGCCCUCCUUUUCAUGUACUUAUUCACAUAUCUUUUAAAUUAUGUUAUUGUACUUGUUUCAACCGCCUUCCUUGGCAAUUAAUUCCAUAUAUGAACCACACUCUGUGUGAAGAAGUUACCCCUCGGAAGUCACCACUCACCUUAGCUCUCUCAGUCAGGUAAUUUCCUUCCCAGCAUCAUCUUGCUUAAGUAAAAUAUCAUUUAUUUUGGAGCCCAUUCUCUUGUACUGGGAAGUACUGUUAACCCAGAUGUUAAUGCACUUAACAGAAAAAGUGCUUAUGGGGGUAUGGUAUAAUCUAGGAAAACAAACAUUAAAAGCAGAAUUGUUGAGGCCAGAGAUAUUGUUAGGCUAGGACCUGCUUUGGGAGUAGCGGUGACCUUCAAACUGCUCCCUGUCAGCUAACUGGCCUUGACAGUAGGAAGUUUAAUGUGCACAAUGCAACUACACAGUGGUCCUGGCCAGGAUGUAACCUUGUGCUUCCAUUGUUCUUCAAGAGAGGAGUGACAUAAGCUAUCUCCUUCAUUUUAAAAUAAACAUCUCCUGAAGUGUUCCGAAAUGGAUUAUUCCACUGCUCCCUUUAGGCGGGGUCUACCUUCGUUUAUCUAUAGCUUUUGAGGAAACCUUUGUUCCAUAUGCAGGAAUUCCAAGAGUCAGAAAGUCAUAGCGCACGGAAACAGAUCCCUUGGCUCACCCAGUUCUAGCCAAGUAUCAACCACACAUUUACACUGUUCCUAUUUGUGUACCAUUAUAUCCUUCUCUCAUUCUUACUAACUUGCCCCAGGUUUCAGCACUCUCCAACACACCAGCGGAAAUUUGCAUCGGUCUAUUAAUCUACGGACCUGCACAUCUUUGGGACGUGGGAGAUAAUUGGAGCAUUGGUAGGAAACCCAUGUGGUCACAGGGGAACUAAACAUGGGUACACCAAGGCAGCAACUCUAUUAGCUUCACCACUGACCCAUGUUCUUGUCUAAUUUCGUAUGACUUUCAGUACUGUCAUGUCUAUAGCAUUCUGUCUGGAUGCUUAAUGGCUUGGUAAGAAAACAGCAAAAAAAAAGCUGCAGAGUUGUAAACACAGCUCAGCACAGGAACCAGUCUCCUCUCUAUGCCUUUCAGAUUCAGAUUCCGUUUAUUGUCAUUUAGAAACCACAAAUGCAACACAGUUAAAAAAUGAGACAACGCUCCUCCAGAAUGAUAUCACAAAAGCAUAUGACAAAACAGACUACACCAGAAAAUCCACAUAACGUUUGGCAAUCCCCAAUCCAGAGUCCGGAGAGGCUGCUGCGUAUUAAUAUCGCACUAACGUCUAGCACGUUCCCCGGAAAGGAGCUCCAAAUCCACCAGACAAACAAGACCAAAACCUAAAGCUACAAGACCUGCACAAAACCACAUAGUUACAACAGUGCAAACAAUAGCAUAAUUGAUAAAAAAAACAGGCCAUGGGCACAAUAAAAAUAGUCCAAAGCUGUUAAAAGACUAUAAGUUCAAAAAAAACCACCACACAGUUUCCACAAGUCCUCAGGGUCCUGAUAGAUUCGUCAUCCCACGCAGACGGCAGAAGGCAAUACCCCCGCUAUGGACUUCCAAGGCGCCGCCCGACCCAGCCUUGCAGGCGCAGCACACACCGAAAGCGACCUGAUCGCAGCAGACUCCGAGUCCAUCAAACCUCCGAGCCUCCAACCAUCCCCUUCGGCACAGCAUCUCCAAGCACCAUCCUCUGCCGAGCGUAUUAAGACGCCCCCCCGCCAACUGCCACUGGCAAUGCGACCCCGAGGACUGGGGGCCUGUUCUUCUCGGCAGAGACCCGGACCUCACAGCAGCAGCAGCAACGAAAAGGACCUUCCUGGAGAUUUCCAGAUGUUCCUCCGUGCUCCCACAUCCCUUUUUCAUCAGAUUAGGAUUGUGCACGGCACCCUGCUUCACAAAUAACAUAUCAGCUCCAGAGUGGCCACUGCAAGCUGUGUCGCGCCGCCAUCUUGGCAAAAAAACACCUUACCAUUUGUACUUCUUGUUACUUUAGUAAAGCAACCACCAUAAUCGAAGACCCCACCAACGCUGUCUUUGCCACUCUCCUACCGGGUAAAAGAUACGAAAGCCUGAAAGAAUGUACUACCAAGCUCAAGGACAGCGUCCAAACCAUAGUUAUCAGUCCUUUGAGUGGAACUCUUGUGUGAUAAGAUGGACAUUUUGCCUCACAAUUAGUCUUGCUUUGAUCUUGCACUGCAUUAUUUAUCUGCUCCACAUUUUCUGGGUGGCUUUUACACUUAUAUUUUUCAUUAUUGAUGUUUUACUUUAUUCUAGCUCAAGGCACUGUGUAAUGAUCCGAUCUGUAUAAACACUAUGCAAGACCAGCUUUUCACGGUAUCUUGGUAGAUAUUUCAGUAACAGACCAAUACCAAUAUACUAGUUUUAAACCCAUCAGACCUGCCCUCCCUCUUAUUUCAUGGCAAUCGAUUCUCUCUCGCACGCUCACCAACUCACCCAAUUCUCCAUCCACCCAGGUGUCCAUAGCAGGGGCAACUUACAGCAGCCAUUUGACAUCCCAAAAAGCAGCACACCUUUGAGAUGUGGAAUGAAACUGGAAGACCGGAGAAAGACUCCUCACAGACAGCACCAGAGAUCACGGUUCAACCCAGUGGGACAGUGGGAAGGCAGCCAGCCGCACCACCUGCUGCACCGUUACGUGCCAUAAUCUUGGUUCUUCACUGCACCCCUGUGCUGUGUCUAACACAACCCAGUUCAUCAGGCUUUGUCUGCAGCAAGCUGGAAAGCUGAGCUCGGUGACUGGAUCACUUUGUGGUAAUGUCAGCCAAGCACCCAGCUUAAGGCAGCAUCUGGAAAUUAUUUGUUGGAUGUUUUAAACAAGACCACUGGAGGAAUUACCACAGUGGACUGUAUAAACAUUUCUGUAAUUGCUAUCACUUCUGCCAGUGGAUAGAAAAGCUGGGUACCAUCAUCAAUAUUGAGUAAAACCGAAGGGAGAAGUCAAUAUCACAUCACUUCCCAAAUCGUUCUCUCUGCUAAUAAUUUGGCAGUAACAUCCUGACUGCCAAGUGUUCUCAGAGAACCAGGUGCCCACCAGAACUGAGGCAGCUUCCUGUCAAUAUCCUUGUUUCCUGUAGAUAUCUCUGUAGGUCUGAUGAGCAGAAUGAAUACUUAGACCUCACUUGAUAUAUGCUGUUGAGAUUCGGGAAGUGGAACUCACUCUCUACUCUGCCGAGACAGGACAGCAAGUUCUCCUGCCUUUGAGAAGUACCAUCAAUGUACCUCGUUUGAAAACCUAGGGGAAAGGCAUCAUUGGAGAGGGGGAGAACAUCCCAUCGACAAUGCCUCCUGUCCAAAGCUGAAACUUCACAGAAUCAUAAAUGAUUUAAUAGGGGCCACAAAAUGGGUCUAAAGUCAGAUUAUUAUAAUAAACAGAAGAUAUAAACAGGAGAAUUAAGUGGCUUGAGAAUGUUUUGCCAUUCACUUAGAGCAGGACUGAUCUGUAACUCAACUCCAGUUACCCGCUUAGAUUCCAUAACAUUGCCCAAGGGCACUUCUGUUAAUUUAGCAAGAUAGACUGAACUUCAAGAAAUAUUUUUUAAAUGGAUUUUACCGGCUGUAUCCUCUAAAUUGGCUGACAGGCGCAUACGUGAGCAUGCACAAAUGCAGAAUCAUACGCACACAAAGUUUCAUGUAAUACUCAUGCAAGCAUACUAGCACACAUGUAGACAACCUACACCUCAGAUUCACACACACACACACACACACACACACACACACACACACACACACACACACACACACACACACACACACACACACACACACACACACACACACACACACACACAACCACAAUUCCUCUCUCAAGAAGAGCACUUACAAAUGCACACUGUCACACUACAUAUGUGCACACUGUGACAGAACACAAAUACACACUCUCACACAGCAGACUCUUGACACACCCUGUCCUUUCUAACACACACAUGCACACAUAUUGAUGCCAUUAUCUACUGAGUUAAGACAUGUGGCUUGUUAAAUGCUGGUGGCUUAUUUUAACCACAGUUUGGUUUCCUUAUGAUUUAUGAUCCAUUUGAGAUGAUGAUAACUGGAAUGGACACAGGACGUGUAGAUUUUCUUGCCUGGGAAUGUCAUCAGUGGCUUCUCGCCAGAUUAGGAAAACAGUUCGGAUGUUUUUGGCCCAUGGUGACAAUAUCCUUCCUGUUUCAUCAAAAGCAUGUGUUCUGUCUCCCAAGUGACAGCCUUGUAAAGCACUUAGAACAAGCAAGGUGGCAGCCAUGGUGACAGGAACAAGGCUGUGGCUGGAAUGCCAGGCCAGGAUUGACUGCUUCCCUGGACAGAUUUGAAGAAAAGAAACCAUUAACUGCACUUAACUAUCUUUCUGCUCCUUGGUACCCCUAGAUAUGAGGCCCAGAUCAGGAGAUGAUGGAUGACCUGCUUUGUGGGAGAGACCCAUAGAAACAGAAAUAAGAUGCUGCCUGUUUCCAACAAUUUCUGUUUUUAACUUAAAUUCCCAACAUCUGAAGUGCUUUUUUCAAAUUAAUUCUACGACCCAGGAUACGAUUGUCACUUAGUUGCCUGAGAAAGGAGCCAUCAUGAACAAACCCCAGUCAGAGCUGGACAGAUGCAGUUGAGUUCAUGAAGGAUAGAUGGGCACAAUUGCACCCACCUAGUCCUAUCCAGGCAAUAUCUGACUGAUGAAAUACAAGUAUAGAAAAAUGAAAGGUAUGUGUGCAGAAUCUUGUAUUAAUAAAAUGAAAAUAAUAACAGCUUUUAGCAGUUCUGCCAAAAUGUCUCAACUCUUACAAUGCUUAAAUCUUUUCUGAAGCAGUUUUUUUUCUACUGACUUUAUUAUAGUGAGCCUUACAAUUGCGAAACCUCAAAUUACAAUAAUAUUUUCCCUGGAACCGAUUCAAACACAGUUAAAUCUGUGAAAAAUCGCCUUGAAGUGAACUCCUUACAAAAGGUGCUUUGUUGGCCUUCAUGGUUUUAAUGACCAGACUGGCUGUUCUGUAACUAAAUGCAGAAAUAAAGGA